GUUUAUAUAUCAGUCUUGAUACCUGUCGGUCAACGUGUUAGGAUCACGAGUGUUUUCUAAGUGUAAUACUGUUCCAUAGUAUAAUCUUAAAAAAUAUGCAAGAAAUAUUUCGAAAAAUGUUUGCCGCAGCUUUUGCUCUUGUGCUUAUAACAGUACAUGUCGCAGCGGAAGUACCAUCCUACAUUCAUGUGUGCGGACGCAGAGACCCGAAUCUCGAUCAAUGCAUUUUCAACAACGUCGAAAAUUUGAAGGAUAAAAUCUGCGAAGGAAUGCCAGACCUGAAUAUUCCAUCGAACAAUCCACUUAUUCUUGAUGAAUUAGUAAUUUUUGAUUCACCCGAUAACAAAUUAUAUAUUAAGGAUACAAAAAUGACGGGGCUGUGCGAUUUUGUUGUGAACUACCUUCACCUAGAUAUCGACAAACUCCAUUUUGAUGUUGAUUUGUUAUUCAAACAAAUUCAAAUAAACGGCACUUAUAAUCUCAACGUACGUUUAUUGGUGCCCAUCACUAACACAGCGCAAGUUUAUAUUACCACAGAUAAUGUAGGAGCAAAAGUAAGCGCGGACAUGAAAAUGGUUACCAAAGGCAACCAGAAAUAUAUGUUUUUUUCAAAGAUGACGAUAAAUCUUGACAUCAAAGGAUAUAAUAUUGACUUUUCACAUGAAAGAGAAUUAGGCCAAUUGCGCGAAAUUAUUAGGAAUUUCGUAGGCGACAAUCAACAGGAGAUUAUUACAGUUAUUAAGCCGGCUCUGGAAGAGAGUAUCACCAAACGGAUUCUCUUGGUUGCCAACAACAUAAUCAAACUCUUUACUUACGAAGAGCUCUUUCCUGAUCGAACAUAAAUCGUCAAAAAAAUUUGAGAUCUAUUGUCACGUGAUUAUUUUGUUUGUAUUGUGAUCCAUUUGAAGAAUAGUUAAAGCACAAGAUUUGUUAUAAUAUUUUAAUAACUAACGGCACUUUUUAUUCUUGCUAAAUAACGAAAAUGAAGAUAUAAUUGUUAUUGAUUAUUAGCUUAACAAUGCAGAUUUGUAUGAAAUAAUAAUUAUUUAUACGUAACAAUACAUUUAAUUAAACAAUAA
Messenger RNA from Temnothorax curvispinosus, 1079 nucleotides. RefSeq lists its product as uncharacterized. The record is from RefSeq and is a predicted model, not a curated record. Bases 96 to 842 code for a protein of 248 amino acids. Lineage: Eukaryota; Metazoa; Arthropoda; Insecta; Hymenoptera; Formicidae. The transcript is spliced from 3 exons.